Messenger RNA from Asparagus officinalis (garden asparagus), 1708 nucleotides. RefSeq names its product F-box/kelch-repeat protein At1g51550-like. NCBI's taxonomy places the organism in Eukaryota, Viridiplantae, Streptophyta, Magnoliopsida, Asparagales, Asparagaceae. The record is from RefSeq and is a predicted model, not a curated record. Gene Ontology annotation, molecular function: protein binding.
GAACAUUAUAUUACUACGGCAUCUUCACCAUUCCCUUUCAACCUCCCCUCCAAAAUUCCAUCCAAUCCCAGCUUUCCUAAAAGUUACCCAUCAAUCGCUACUCCCCCAAAAACAAAUUACCAUAAAACCCUCCCAAGCCCUCAAAUUCUUUUUAUUGACCUCCCACCUUCACCUUCACCUCCACCUCCGCCUCCACUUCAGUGAAAAGUUCAUCAACCCAUCUCUCAAAUUCCUCACGGUAGAGGAGAGCCCGUCGUCGUCAUCAUUGUAAUCAUCGCAUGACAUCAAACCAAGACACCUCACCAUCAUCAUCUUCAUCCUCCUCCUCAUCGUCAGCGAUGAUGACCCACUUGAGCCAAGACCAAAUCUUCAGCAUCCUCCAUCUCCUCCCCGUUGAAUCCAUCCUCUCCUUCUCCAUGACCUGCAAAAAGUUCAGAUCUUUGGCCUCCUCUGGCUCCCUCUGGGAGCUCAUCUGCAGGAGAGACUGGGGACCCACAUCGGUGGAUGGCUUCUUAUCCUCCUUAUCUCCCCAGGAGAGGAGGAUGGUCUCUUGGAAGAAGCUAUACAAAGAGAUUUCCGAAGUGGGUUCUCUCUCUUGUCGACGAUUGGUGAUUAAAGAUGGAAUCUUUCCAACUCCCAGAGCCUCUCACUCCCUCAAUUUUGUCUCCGAUUGCCUCGUGCUCUUUGGUGGAGGAUGUGAAGGAGGGCGUCAUCUUGAUGAUACAUGGGUAGCUUAUGUUGGAGGAAAUCAAUACCGAAGUAUACUAAAUUGGAAAAAAGUCAACUCGGGCACUCCUAGCGGUCGGUUUGGUCAAACAUGCACCGUUGUUGGCAACACCCUCAUCCUCUUCGGCGGAAUCAACGACAAUGGGAUUCGCCAGAAUGACACAUGGGUCGGCAACAUCACUUAUGACUCGACCCCAGAAAUCUCCAUAUCGUGGCAGCUUCUUGAAAAUGUGGGCCCAAUGGCCCCUCCGCCUCGUGGGGCCCAUGCAGCUUGCCUCACCAGAGACCAUAGAAUGGUCGUUAUUCUCAACGACUUGUGGGUGUUCGAUUUAGGAGGAGAUAAGCCCAAAUGGACAGAGCUUAAAUAUGACAUUUCGUCAGAUAUUACAGAAAUGCCCCGACCUCGUGUUGGUCAUUCUGCGAGUCUAAUCCUUGGAGGCAAAAUCCUCAUUUACGGUGGUGAGGAUUCACAGAGACAAAGAAAAGAUGAUUUCUGGUUGUUGGAUGUUAAUAAUCUGUUAAGAGUUCAGUCGACUAGUUGGAAGAAGGCCUCAGCCAAAGAGAUUUGGAAGAAGUUGAGGGUUGAAGAUUGGAACCCGGGUUAUCGGUCCUUUCAUGGUGCAUGCACAGAUAAGUCAGGGCUUUGUAUCUAUAUAUUUGGAGGAAUGGUGGAUGGAAUGCUUCAGCCUCGGGAGGCUUAUGGGUUGAGGUUUGAUGGGGAGUUGUUUAUCGUGGAACUUGUGAUUCCAAUGUAACGUAGAUGAGAGAGGAUAUUGUCAAGUGUAAUAGGCUGGUAGUGUAUUUGGUGAUUCGAAUGCGAUAUAUGUUUCUGUAUAUUUUUGGAUGUAUCAUCAAAUUAGAAACAUGUAUGUUUUAAUGAAGAAAGUUUCCAAAUGAAGAGCUGGUCUUGUUUGGCUCAGCUUGAGUUUGUAAAGGCUAUGUAACCCGCUUUCAAUAUUGAGAUCAAAAUCCUUUCUGUUUC